AGUAAUGCUAAUAAGCAGUAGGCAAUGUUUCUGAGUUUAUAACUUUCGAGUCUAUCUGGUAUUCAUUAUUCUAGUUAGUCGUUUGCGAUUUUUGCUACGUGAAGCGGCUACAGUGUAAUUGUUUAAUUCAAGAGUUUAAUCUUAAUUUAUUUUUGUUUUAGACUUAACUUUAACUUUUUCUUCAAGUAAAAUAUUACUGUUUUUUGUACGUUGCUUAACAUUUAUUACUUUAACAUUUAUAAACAUUCCUAAAAAUGGAUAGUAACGAUGUUAUUGAUGAAGAUCAACUUGAACCUUCUUUACAAAACGUAAUCAGCCAGAGUAGUUUAAAAUGGAUUUUCGUCGGUGGAAAAGGAGGUGUUGGUAAAACUACUUGCAGUUGUAGUCUAGCUAUUCAAUUAGCUAAAGUUCGUGAAUCAGUACUUCUACUAUCAACUGAUCCAGCACACAACAUAUCUGAUGCUUUUGGACAACGAUUCACCAAAGCACCUACUAAAGUUGAAGGUUUCAAUAAUUUAUUUGCUAUGGAAGUUGACCCUGAUGUUCACAGUGAAAAUGAAAAUUUAUUUGGAGGUGAUGAUGAAUCUGAUACAAUGCGGUUUGGUAAAAGUAUUUUACAAGACAUUAUAGGAGCAUUUCCAGGUAUUGAUGAGUCGAUGAGUUAUGCUCAAGUAAUGAAGUUGGUUAAAAGUAUGAACUUUUCAGUUGUUGUAUUUGACACAGCUCCUACAGGACAUACUUUGAGAUUAUUAACAUUUCCUUUGAUGAUGGAAAAAGCUAUAGGAAAAAUUUUGGAAUUGAAAAAUAGAAUAGGCCCUUACCUAAAUCAAAUGAGUAUGCUUUUUGGAGCUGGUGUUAAUGUAGAUGAUAUUUCACAAAAACUUGAAGAAAUGUUAGCUACUAUCAAAACAGUUAAUCAACAAUUCAGAAAUCCUGAUCAAACCACAUUUGUUUGUGUAUGUAUUGCUGAAUUUUUGUCAUUAUAUGAAACGGAAAGGCUUAUCCAAGAACUAACCAAAAAUGAAAUUGACACCCAUAAUAUUAUUGUUAAUCAAUUGUACAUUAACAAUGGAGAUUCAGAUCCUAGUUGUAAAAAGUGUUCUUCCAGGCGAGCAUUACAGCGCACCUAUCUAGAACAAAUAAAUGAUUUGUAUCUUGAUUUCCACGUUACUAAGCUUCCAUUGUUAGAAAAAGAAGUACGAGGUGUUACUGAUAUAUCAGAAUUCUCUAAGUAUUUAUUGGACCCAAAUUAUGCUUUUAAUAAAAAUAAAUAGAAAACAUUGUUCUAUAAAUAUAUUUAGUUUAAACAUCAUUUGUUUAUAAUUGUAAUAUGUACAUCAAUAAAAUUU
Messenger RNA from Rhopalosiphum maidis (corn leaf aphid), 1349 nucleotides. Its product is annotated as ATPase ASNA1 homolog. Gene Ontology annotation, cellular component: GET complex. The record is from RefSeq and is a predicted model, not a curated record. NCBI's taxonomy places the organism in Eukaryota, Metazoa, Arthropoda, Insecta, Hemiptera, Aphididae. Bases 255 to 1274 code for a protein of 339 amino acids. The transcript is spliced from 6 exons. Gene Ontology annotation, molecular function: ATP binding; ATP hydrolysis activity. Gene Ontology annotation, biological process: post-translational protein targeting to endoplasmic reticulum membrane.